Messenger RNA from Glycine soja, 913 nucleotides. RefSeq lists its product as uncharacterized. The coding region runs from base 96 to 782 and encodes 228 amino acids. The transcript is spliced from 2 exons. NCBI's taxonomy places the organism in Eukaryota, Viridiplantae, Streptophyta, Magnoliopsida, Fabales, Fabaceae. The record is from RefSeq and is a predicted model, not a curated record.
UGGCCCCAAUCAUUGGUCAGUGGAACAAUCGAGCAGAGUUUAGGGUCGACGUUUAUCCUCGACAGGAAGGCCUACUGGGUUAUAACUCGGACUACAUGGUGUGGUAUAGGCGUAAAACAAAGAUGUUUGUCGACCCAAACAAUGCAAACACAGCUGCAUUGGGUGAAGUUGUGGAGACUUUACAAUAUAUGGUGUCACCACAAGGGAGGAACACAUGGAUGGUUGAUGAUCUAGUGCCUUACGUGGAUAAGUUAGCAAUUAUAUCUGAAGAGCAAGAGAGAAUCACUGAACCAGUGUCACAUGGUCCAGCAUCAGAGCGUGAAUUCCCAGCCCAAGAGUUUCCCAUUCUUCAGUCAAGUGUUGAAACUCGGGGCAUAGGCAGACGAAGGGAGCCUGUUGAAGCGGAACAAUAUUCCCAACAAAUGAUGGAGUGUGGUCAUGGAAUGUAUUACACGCCAGCAACAUUUUCCGAAUAUCCUUCACAGAUGUAUCAGUAUCCUUUUACAGGUCAUCAUACUAAUACUUCUGAGACCUCACAUUCGUUCGGUGGUGUUGCGGAAACACAGCCUCAUUUUUCAUGGCCCACUAUGAUUCCUUCACAGCAGCACGAUGCCCCCAUGGCAACACCUAACGCCCCAUUUGCUCCGCAAUGGAAUGUACCCGGAGCAAUACCUGAUAUGGGCGACUUAUUAGGUGUUGAUUUGCGUCAGGAGUUUUCUACAGAGGCUGAGCAAGCAGAAGCGGGGAGACAACGUGGCGGCAGAAGAAAUCCUGAUCGUUAAGCGCAAAGAUGGGAUCGACCAUGUGGCACAUCUUCACGACAUCACGGACACCAUAAUGACUGAUUUUGAUGUAUCUGUGUAAUUUUGUUGUUGUUUGUUAGACAUUUGAUUUUGACAAUUAAUCUAUCGCA